Molecule: messenger RNA, 2148 nt
Organism: Astyanax mexicanus (Mexican tetra)
Lineage: Eukaryota; Metazoa; Chordata; Actinopteri; Characiformes; Acestrorhamphidae
Product: cytosolic sulfotransferase 3
Exons: 8
Coding region: 552-1454 (300 amino acids)
Biological process (GO): sulfation
Cellular component (GO): cytoplasm
Molecular function (GO): sulfotransferase activity
Source: RefSeq, a predicted model, not a curated record
CUUCUAGUAUAACAUGCAGUUGUUUAGAUUUAUGGCUUCCUUUCCACUCUCUCUAUUUGUUGAUUUAACUCUCUUGCGCAAUGCCUCUCUGUUUUUCAAAUUGCUCUCUCCAUUAGAAAACCACAAAACAUAAUUCAAACCAUUUCUGUGGAAUGUGCCACAGCAUCCCCCAGCAAGGAAUAUGUAUCUAUAACAGCUGUACUAAUGACAUGUCUGACAGUCACAGAUACGUAAAUCACACUUGUGAGUUAGGUUCAUUUAUGAACAUUUUUUAUUUAAAAGUGGGCAAUUUACAGUUUAUUCAGAACACUUCAUAUAAUGCACAGAUUAGCACUGGAAAUCUGUGUUUAUAUACAGUAUGAACGGGUGGAACUCAGCUGUGAAGAGGCGGUACAUGAUAUAAAGUGGGCAAAGAUCAACUGAGAUAAAGUACAAGUAGUGGCAGAGAACAGAGUUUCAGACAAGCAGGCGAAGGAGAACCAAACAAAAGAAAAAGAUAAGAGUGAGGAAUGCAAUAAGAAGUGGGUCAAAUAAAAACUCUUGUGUACUUCAUGAUGGAAGGACCUGAUUUAUCUUCGACUAUCAGUCGUGCAGAGCUGAUUGAGUUUGAAGGCAUCUCUAUGGUCCAUUUCUUCACUGAAAACUGGGAGAAAAUUCAGAACUUCCAAGCAAGACCAGAUGACAUUCUCAUUGCCACCUAUCCCAAAGCAGGAACUACUUGGGUGUCCUAUAUUUUGGAUCUCCUCUACUUUGGCAACACAGCGCCAGAGCGUCAGACCUCCCAACCCAUCUACAUGCGGGUUCCUUUCCUCGAGGCAACCUUCCCAGGAAUACCUUCAGGGGUGGAUCUAGCAGACAACAUGUCGACUAAACCACGCCUUAUCAAAACCCACCUUCCUGUGCAACUGGUGCCCAAGUCCUUCUGGGAACAGAACUGCAGGGUUGUCUAUGUAGCUCGUAAUGCCAAAGACAAUGCUGUGUCUUUUUAUCACUUUGACCGGAUGAACAUGACAGCACCAGAGCCAGGAGACUGGAGCACGUAUCUACAGAGGUUCAAGAAUGGAAAGACUGUGUUUGGUCCUUGGUAUGAUCAUGUGUGUGGAUUCUGGGAGAAGAAGCAGACCUACUCAAAUAUUCACUACAUGUUCUUUGAGGACAUGGUGGAGGAUACGGGGCGCGAGUUGGAGCGUUUGUGUUCCUUCCUCGGUUUGUUUACACCAAUAGAAGAAAGAGAGCAGAUUAGAAAAGGAGUUCACUUUGAUUCCAUGAAGCACAACAGCAUGACCAACUACUCUACUAUCCCACUCAUGGACUUCAAGGUCUCACCGUUCAUGCGCAAAGGUAAAGUCGGGGACUGGAAGAACCACUUCACUGUGACUCAGAACGAGCAGUUUGAUGAACACUACAAACAGAAGAUGAAGAACAGCACCCUCCACUUCAGAACAGAGAUUUAAACACCAUGACCAUGACUCCAUAUCUUCCAUUACAUGCUGAUCAGGGACUGUUUUGUCAUUAUGUCUUGGUCGUUCUUGCUUGGCAGCUUUUUUCUCACGCACCUGCAAGCAGAAACACGCAAGCCUUCAUUUUAAGAAUACCAUAGUAGCGGGAGAAGCUGAUCAGUAUCUGAUGGACACAAAUUCUCACACAGUUAAGGAACCAAAUCAGACUGCCUUUUACUGCCAUUCAGUGCAACAAAUUAAAAAAAGUAGAAAAUAGAAAAAGUAGAAAUAUUUUGUCUUUAUUAUGGACACAAACAUAAAUUCACAAACCCUCUAUAGGAAACAACAUUAUAAUGCUUAAUUUCUGAAAAUGGGCUUCAUUUAUUAUAACAAAAAAAAUAAUAAUAAAUUAACAUAAAAUUGGUAUGCUCAAAGUAACAGCACUUUUUAUUGUUUUUGUUCAGUGGAGAAUCAUAACAUUUUUAGAAAUAUUUUUGUGUUCUAAAUAUCCCUGUAGAACAGUUUUUUUAUUCUUUCAAAACUUUUUCAAUUAACAAAAAAAUGUCAUUUGGACAGUGCUAUCCAGUGUUUUUGAUUAGUUGUUUAGCUUUUUUGACUGUUAAAUAAAACCUGUAAUGAAUUGUACACAUUGCUUCUAUUUAUGUAUUUCUUGCUGUAUCAUUAAAAACUUUUUUGAGAAUGAACUUAA